Messenger RNA from Trichoderma gamsii, 1194 nucleotides. RefSeq lists its product as hypothetical. Bases 1 to 1194 code for a protein of 397 amino acids. The transcript is spliced from 3 exons. Gene Ontology annotation, molecular function: GTP binding. The record is from RefSeq and is a predicted model, not a curated record. NCBI's taxonomy places the organism in Eukaryota, Fungi, Ascomycota, Sordariomycetes, Hypocreales, Hypocreaceae.
AUGGCGAGAGUCGAUACGCCUGACGUCUCUGACGAUGAUUUUGCCAUGAUCAACUCGGCCACCUCUGACGGUCCCGCAGCCUCUUACCAGACGCCCGAACUCAUAAGUCGCCUCCCACGAAGCCCAAAGCCAGCGCCUUCAAGGCUGAAUUCGGAUGAUGAUGCCGCUGCUGAGCAAUCUCAAAGUUAUUUUCUUGAUGGAACUAUUCCCUCAAUUUUUAAUUCUCAGGGGAAAGACGGCAAUCUCUCGAGUUACUUCGGCGAUGUCCCAGGCCUAAAGUAUGGUAAAUCACUGUACAAGAAGCUGAGUACCAAAGACGAUGUCUUGAUCGCUGUAAUGGGUAUGACCGGCUCAGGAAAGACAACGUUCAUUUCAAAUGCGACCGGGCGAAAAGAUCUCAAGAUCGGUCAUGAUCUUACUUCAUGCACCCAAGAGAUACAGAUUGUCGAGACCGUCAUCGACGGCCACACAGUCCGUUUCGUUGAUACCCCGGGGUUCUCAGAUACCUAUCUCUCAGACACCGAAGUUCUUGAAAUGAUUGCGGACUACCUAGCAGCUGGAUAUUCCAAGGAGCUACGCCUAUCGGGAAUCAUAUACCUCCACCCCAUCUCGGAUAAUCGUGUCACCCAUCAUGCCACAAAAAACCUCGACAUGUUCCGCAAACUGACGGGCGAGAAAAACCUCAAGAAUGUGGUCCUGACAACCAGCAUGUGGGAUAGAGUCGCGCCAGAAGAGGGUCAGAAGCGUGAACAGGAACUCAAAGGCAAAUUUUGGAAUGUUUUGAUGGCAUUUGGCGCAAUUUAUUCUCGACACGAUGGAUCCGCCGAGUCUGCCAAGGAAAUCGCGUCCAUGUUUGUAGACAACAAACCGUUUUACCUACAGCUGCAAGAAGAGAUGGGGAAAGACAACAAAGCGCUCAAAGACACUGCUGCAGGAAAGGAGAUCAUGGCUGAGCUCAGUCGGAUGAAGGAGCAGCACCAGAAAGAACUCACUGAGAUGAAGGAGAUGCUUUUGCGGACUUCGGCUGAAGAGAACAAGGCUGCUGUAUCGGCUCUUGAACAGCAUUAUAAGAAGAUGCUGAAAGACAUGGAGAAGACUCUUUCAGAUGAGAGGAGGAUGAAUGAAGAGGCUGUUAAGUCGCUGACAGAGAGGAUCAGCGCUCUUGAGAAGAGGGGCAUGUGUUCUGUUAUGUAA